UGCUGCACAUUUCCUGGUUUCUCUGUACUUUCUUCAGCAUCGCUAGGGCAGAAUCAAUUCUACUUGAGCAAGAUCAACAAUAAUCAUGGCAUCCAAGAAGGACAUGCGCAGGACGGAUCUCGUCAUCCCGUACGUUGAGCCCAAGGAAGAGAAACCUGCAGACUUCAGUUCUACCCUCUCGAGUACCAUGCCGAUGGCCGCUAUGUUCACAAGAAACAGAAUGCUUGGAUGGUUCGCGCUGUUGUCAUCCCUUCUCAACUGGCUUGGUGAAACGCCCGCCCAGAAAUCGACCAAUUCUACUCCAGGAUACCUAUCUUUUGGUAUGGCAGUGCUUGCUAUCGCUGUGACAUAUAUGCCUCUGUUCCUUCCACCACCGCCAAAUGCCGCAAGAGGAGCACAACUACCGGCAACUUCAACAUGAACAGAUUUCACAUGGAGCGAUGCUUGGGGCAGGAUUGAUAAGCUGUACAUCAUAGUUGGAAGACCAUUCUUUGAAUUCUCUGGAGUGCUUCCUAAUCGUGCGUUCCAUGUUUGCACUUGCCGUAGUCCAGGCACAUAUUCCACCAGAUGUCCAAGAUGCAGUGUUCUAUGGUUC
Messenger RNA from Exophiala xenobiotica, 595 nucleotides. RefSeq lists its product as uncharacterized. Gene Ontology annotation, biological process: protein insertion into ER membrane. Gene Ontology annotation, molecular function: protein folding chaperone. NCBI's taxonomy places the organism in Eukaryota, Fungi, Ascomycota, Eurotiomycetes, Chaetothyriales, Herpotrichiellaceae. The transcript is spliced from 7 exons. Gene Ontology annotation, cellular component: endoplasmic reticulum membrane. Bases 86 to 421 code for a protein of 111 amino acids. The record is from RefSeq and is a predicted model, not a curated record.